CAUUAAAAUCGCUGUGGGAAGCAGCUGGAGGAGAAAGAAAUAAAAACACCACCGUCUGCUAACAUCGAAUCUUCAGAAUAACUGGAAGCAGCCAUGCCAUUUGGCUGUUUAACCUUGGGUGAAAAGAAGGAUUACAAUAGUCCCACUGAGGUUACUGACAAAUAUGACCUGGGCCAGGUGGUCAAAUCGGAGGAGUUUUGUGAGAUUUUCCGAGCUAAAGACAAAACCACACAGAAAAUGUACACCUGCAAGAAGUUCCUGAAGAAGGAUGGGAGGAAGGUGCGGAAGGCGGCGAAGAAUGAGAUUCUCAUCUUGAAAAUGGUGAAGCAUCAUAACAUCCUCCAGCUGGUUGACGUCUUUGAGACAAGAAAAGAAUACUUCCUCUUUUUGGAACUAGCUACGGGCAGAGAGGUGUUUGACUGGAUCUUGGACCAGGGCUAUUACUCGGAGCGUGACACUAGCAAUGUAAUCAGACAAGUGUUGGAGGCCGUGGCUUACCUCCACUCCCUCCGCAUUGUGCACAGGAACCUGAAGCUGGAGAAUCUUGUUUACUACAAUCGCCUGAAGCACUCCAAAAUUGUCAUUAGCGAUUUUCAUCUUGCCAAGCUGGAGAAUGGUCUUAUUAAAGAGCCCUGUGGCACUCCUGAAUACCUUGCUCCAGAGGUAGUUGGCCGACAGAGAUAUGGCAGACCAGUGGACUGCUGGGCCAUUGGAGUGGUCAUGUACAUCCUACUGUCAGGAAACCCUCCUUUUUAUGAUGAGGGGGACGAUGAUGAUGAUGACAGUCAUGACAAGAACAUGUUCCGGAAAAUUCUGACAGGGGACUAUGAGUUUGACUCACCCUACUGGGAUGACAUCUCAGAUUCUGCUAAAAGUCUAGUUGCAUCUUUGAUGGAAGUGGACCAAGAUCAAAGACUGACUGCACAGGAAGCAAUCAGCCAUGAGUGGAUAUCUGGAAACGCUGCUUCAGACAAGAAUAUUAAAGAUGGCGUAUGUGCUCAAAUUGAAAAGAAUUUUGCCAAAGCUAAAUGGAAGAAAGCAGUACGGGUGACCACCUUAAUGAAAAGGCUCCGAGCUCCAGAUCAGAGCGACUCUGGGGCCUCCAGUCCAGCAAUAGGAGCAUCCGCAGGGUCUCUGACUCCAAGCAGCACCAUGGCCGUAACCCCCGAACCCCCUCGCACCGCCCUUGAGCUCCAGCAAAUAAAACCAGAGGUUGCCGUUUCUCCAUCACAGUGUAAUGGUGAGAUUCCAGGUCCUCCGUAGAGAUUCGGUGGAGAGCAUUGAAGAGUGAGUGGCUAAAGGGAAAACAUCUGGAUGUCCACAAAAAGCAAACACAGCCAAUGCAACAGACAUAGUAAUAUAAUACUGGUGGUCAACCGGAUCUUUUUUGUUGGUAUCUAUUUAAUCACAAUCAUUUAAUUUGGAUUUGAUGUUUAAAAAUUGAAACAGUUUGUUAAAGAACACAAAAAUAUCUUGAAGUCCUUUUUAAAAAGCGCUGAAGGAAAAAGCUGAUCAAUUAAACCUGAAAUAAAAAUGUAAUCUCUUUGAUUGGCUUUGAACUUAAGUUGACAUAAAAAAUUAAUAAACGGGCGCUCAGGUGGUGCAGCAGUCUAUUACUCUAGCCCACCACCACUGAGAUCUCAGUUCAAAUCUCAGCGGUGCUAUUAGCUCGUCACUCUUCUACACAGACAUGAUUGGCUGUAUCUGUGGGGGAGCUUUAUUUAGGUGAUGGCCGAAGCCCUGUGAUGGAUUGGCGCAUUCCUGCCGUACACUCAGUGUCUCCCUGUGGAAGUAGACCUGCUACAACAAUGACCAGAAUAAAACAGUACAUAAAAAUGAAAUGAAAACAAAAAAUAAAUAAAUUAAUAAUAAAUAUAAGUAAAACUCUAGCUGCACAACUACAAUCAACUCCAGAAUUACUUACACUCCUCCAGCACUGGUCAUCAAGACAAGUCACUUCUUUAUGCACAUUCCAUUUUUACAUCUAAAGGUAUUUUAGAUUUAUGAGUGUGCACAUGUAACGUCUCCCCUUUGAAUUACACCCAG
This is a messenger RNA of Trichomycterus rosablanca, 2046 nucleotides long. RefSeq names its product CaM kinase-like vesicle-associated a (gene camkva). The record is from RefSeq and is a predicted model, not a curated record. NCBI's taxonomy places the organism in Eukaryota, Metazoa, Chordata, Actinopteri, Siluriformes, Trichomycteridae. The coding region runs from base 94 to 1263 and encodes 389 amino acids. Gene Ontology annotation, molecular function: calcium/calmodulin-dependent protein kinase activity; calmodulin binding; ATP binding. Gene Ontology annotation, biological process: peptidyl-serine phosphorylation. The transcript has 11 exons. Gene Ontology annotation, cellular component: intracellular anatomical structure.